Symbiodinium natans is the source of this 735-nucleotide messenger RNA. NCBI's taxonomy places the organism in Eukaryota, Dinophyceae, Suessiales, Symbiodiniaceae. The record is from the annotation of a GenBank genome assembly.
AUGGCACCUGUCGGCGAUUUCGAGGCCUCCGAGCUUCUGGGCUUGGAACAGGACGCCUGCCGCGCGGUGUUGGUUGAUCUGAGCAAAGAUGUGUGCGGUUCCUCACGGGAGGAGUUGGAGUUCAAGUCGUUCUCCGACUGCGCGUACUUGACCUCAAAGGCUUUGGGCAUACAGGUGCGCCUGAUGGCAGCAGAUCUCGGCCGGGCGUGUGUGGACGUGGUUUUCCUGUACAACGAGGGCGACGGCUUCAGCCAGUACAGCGCUGGCCCACUGCCGGAGGGCCUGCAGUGGACCCAGCACAGCAAGGAUGUGGUCCUAAUGCUCGGGGAGCCUUCGGACAAGUACGGUGGUGGCCGCUUCAGAGCUGUCGGCAUCAGCUAUGAGACCUUAGGCCUUGACAUACAGUUCAGGGAAAGCAACUGGAACGAUGAGAAGAAUCCCAUGGCAUUUAUCUCCAUUUUCCCGCGCCUGGAUCCUUCGCAUGGCCUCUGCGAGAUGUGUGGCAAGCGUGCCUCCUUCAGAUGUGGCCUAUGCAAAGAAAGGUGCUACUGCAGCUCCAAGUGCCAGAAGGCAGAUUGGACAAAGCACCAGACAGACUGUCCCGGAUUUCUGGAGAAGAAGGCUACACUGGCUGCGCUGCGGUGCCAGGAUGAGCUCAUGCUGCCGCGAUGCCAACAGCUUUCCCAGAAGCUUUUGCCAGUGCUCUCGGAGGUGGUGCUGGACAGCAUGGACUGA